AUGUCUCACGCCUCACAAGACACUGAAUUUAAUGAUGCAUUGAGGGCUCACGGUAUCAUUCCGCCAAAGAAGCCAUCACGCUCGCCCUCGCCUGAUGUCCCAACGGAAAGUGAGCGGCGAGAACGCUCGCGAAUGCAGGCCACUGUCGCCGAUCUAGAUGAAGAGCUCGAGACGGCUGAUGACGAUGAAGAGCGUAUUCUCUUUCGUCUGCGCCAGCAGCGAAUGCAAGAACUCUCUUCGUCGGCAAAAAUGGCGCGAUUUGGUCGUGUAUACCCUAUUUCUCGUCCGGAUUAUACACGGGAAGUCACCGAUGCUAGCAAGGAAGACAUUUCUCCUGCAGGCACCGAUGACUCUCGCAAAGGCACCGGUGUUGUUUGCUUUUUGUAUCACCCCAGUAUGGAUACCUCCAAGCUGCUGGCAGGAUACCUCGAUACCCUCGCUGCAAAGCAUCCUGCCACCAAGUUCGUCAGCAUCGUGGGCAGCCAAUGCAUACCGAACUACCCAGACCACAAUCUUCCGACUCUUCUGAUAUAUCGUAACGGAGAGCUGCGUCGACAAAUCGUGGGUCUUCGCCCAGAAAUUGGGCUAGAUGGCUUGCGGACCACACUGGCGGAUAUUGAGUUGCUGUUGACUGCAGUUGGAGCUAUCGAUAAGCCAGCCUCUGGUGAACAAAAUUCUCGAUCUAAGCACUCUGAUGAAGAAGGCGAGGAAGAGAAGCACGCUCGCAGCAACACUCGGGGACAAGAUGAUGAUGAUGACGACGAUUUAGACUGGGAUUAG
Malassezia restricta is the source of this 780-nucleotide messenger RNA. Its product is annotated as phosducin family. The record is from RefSeq and is a predicted model, not a curated record. Gene Ontology annotation, biological process: protein folding. Gene Ontology annotation, cellular component: cytoplasm. The transcript has 3 exons. Bases 1 to 780 code for a protein of 259 amino acids. Lineage: Eukaryota; Fungi; Basidiomycota; Malasseziomycetes; Malasseziales; Malasseziaceae.